AUGAGUGAGAAGGUCAGGCGGACGUCAGGCACAGAGAAGAGCGCGAGUGACACAAUGGGCACAAGCGAGGGCGGCAGGCGGAACAGUAUUCUGGAUAGAGCCCGUUCGAGUCUCAAAGUACACGAAGAUGGUUCACAAUCACGCAAAGGUUCAGUGGGGGCUAUGCGACGAUCAUCUUCAUUAGCUAAGAAUCUCCAGAACAUACAGGCGGAACAGCAGGAAACUCUGGAACACUCCCUCCAACAACUGGCCAAUUUG
Molecule: messenger RNA, 258 nt
Organism: Sphaeroforma arctica JP610
Lineage: Eukaryota; Ichthyosporea; Ichthyophonida
Exons: 2
Source: RefSeq, a predicted model, not a curated record